AUGGCGACGCGCGGUAGGACUCAGAUGGCAAUGGCGGUUUGGUCCAUUUUAUCUAGUGGGGCUGUGAUUGCGUUCUUUCUGUUGUUUUUUCGCGUCUCACAGGCCCAGACCUUCUCCUUCCCUUUCCAGCAGCCGGAGAAGUGCAACCCCAACCACUACUUCGAUAUCUCUGUGCUCUCCUGUGUCCCGUGUGGAGCCAACCAGAAGCAGGACGCCCGAGGUGAGACUGAGGGCUUAACUGCAGAAGGAAAAUGCUUCUGUCCCACUGGCCAUAUUUUAGUGGAAAGAGAUGUUAAUGGGAUGUUAUUGUCUGAAGCAACUUGUGAGCUCUGUGAUGAAAAGGAAGACUCUUUUACAGUACCAAAUGCUUUAGGAAAUAGGUGCGUCCGAUGUGAACCAACAUUCAUUAAUACCAGCAAGUCCUGUGCAUGUUCUGAACCUAACAUUUUAACAGGGGGAUUAUGUUUCAGCAGCACAGGGAAUUUUCCUCCAUGUAGAAUUUCACCUACGCGUUAUGGAGAGCUUGGCAUGUCCUUAACUUCAGAAUGGUUUGCAAAGUAUUUGCACUCAUCAGCAGUUGCAUGUCAGAUGCAUGCUAAUCUAACAUCUUGCCAAGUUCUUGGAAAUAUGUGUGUGAUGAACAUGAAUUCUUAUGAUUCUGCUACAUGUGAUGCAUGUCGACUGUUUCAGUUUAUCUUUGAAAAUACUGCUUCACUGAGCACUGUUCAUUCUAUCUCAUUUUGGAGACAGAAUCUUCCAUGGCUGUUUUAUGGAGACCAGCUAGGAUUAGCACCUCAAAUACUCACUACUACCCCUCUUCCUACAAAUUUCAGUUUUAAAGGGGAAAACCAGAAUACAAAACUGAAGUUUGUUGCUGCUUCCUAUGAUAUAAGAGGCCAUUUUCUCAAGUGGCAAACUUUAGAAGGAGGUAUUUUACAGCUUUGUCCAGACACAGAGACAAGGCUAAAUGCUGCUUUUUCUUUUGGAACCACCUAUCAACAAAAUUGUGAGAUUCCUAUUUCUAAGAUCUUAACUGACUUUCCCACUCCUAUAUUUUAUGAUGUGUACCUUGAAUAUACUGAUGAAAACCAACACCAAUAUAUUUGGGCUGUACCUGUGUUAAACCUAAAUCUUCAGCACAAUAAAAGAUUUGUGAACCAAGACAGUAGCUCUGGCAUGUGGCUUCUGACUCGGCGCAUUUUCUUAGUGGAUGCAGUAAGUGGACAAGAAAAUGACUUAGGAAGUCAGCCAAAAGUAAUUCGAAUUGCUACCCAAAUAUCACUGAGCAUCAACCUUGUACCUAACACAAAAAAUGGAAACAUCUACCCUCCUUUAAUCACUAUUGCCUACCGUGACAUUGAUAUCAAAGAUCCCAAGAGCCAGUCUGUGGAGGUUUCUUUCUCAGUCAAAUAUGAAAUGAAUCAAGGAGAAGCACAUGUUCAGACAGAUAUUGCUUUGGGUGUGUUGGGUGGGCUAGCUGUUUUAGCAGCCCUUUUGAAGACAGCAGCAUGGAAGAGGCGCAUUGGAAGUCCCAUGAUUGAUUUACAGACAGUUAUGAAAUUCUUGCUGUACUAUGCUGGUGAUCUCGCCAAUGUUUUCUUUAUCAUCACAGUGGGAACAGGUCUUUAUUGGCUUAUUUUCUUCAAAGCACAGACAUCUGUCUCUGUUUUGCUACCAAUGACAGUUCAAGAAGAACGGUUUGUUACUUAUGUGGGAUGUGCUUUUGCUCUGAAGGCACUGCAAUUUUUGCAUAAACUCAUAUCCCAGAUUACCAUAGAUAUAUUCUUUAUUGAUUGGGAGCGACCUAAAGGAAAGGUUCUUAAAGCUGUUGAAGGUGAGGGUGGCGUACGGAGUGCCACUGUUCCUGUAAGCAUAUGGAGAACAUAUUUUGUAGCAAAUGAAUGGAAUGAAAUUCAGACUGUGAGAAAAAUUAAUUCACUCUUUCAAGUACUUACUGUCCUCUUCUUUUUGGAGGUUGUGGGAUUCAAGAACUUGGCAUUAAUGGACUUAUCCUCUAGUCUUUCUAGAAGCCCACGUAGCUACAUAGCUCCUGAUAGCCGCAUUUUGAGAUAUGCAGUAUCUGCUGCUCUUUGGCUAGUCAUUGGAAUUAUACAGAUCGUGUUCUUUGCUGUCUUUUAUGAGAGAUUUAUAGAAGAUAAAAUUCGACAGUUUGUUGAUUUAUGCACUAUGAGUAAUAUAUCAGUGUUUCUAUUAUCCCACAGAUGUUUUGGAUAUUACAUUCAUGGUAGAUCAGUACAUGGCCAUUCAGAUACUAAUAUGGAAGAAAUGAAUAUGAAUCUUAAAAGAGAACAGGAAAAUUUGUGUAGCCAGAGAGGUUUGGUACCCAACACGGAUGGUCAGACUUUUCAGAUUGCAAUUUCUAGCCAGAUGAGACAACACUAUGACAGAAUUCAUGAGACACUAAUGAGGAAAAAUGGCCCUGCUAGACUAUUGACUUCAUCAGCAAGUACUUUGGAGCACAGUAUAAGAGCGUAUCAUACCAUGAAUAAAUUUCUUGGCUCUUUCAUCGAUCAUGUAUAUGAAAGUUAUUCUUUCAGCAGUGUUCUAUAUUAUGGAAACGAAGCCACUCUUCUUAUUUUUGAUCUGCUGUUCUUCUGUGUUGUGGAUUUGGCUUGCCAAAAUUUUGUUUUAGCAGCCUUCCUUACAUACUUACAGCAAGAGAUUUUUCGAUUUAUCCGUAAUACAGCAGGACAAAAGAAUUUGGCAUCCAAGACAUUGGUGGAUCAAAGAUUUCUGAUUUAA
Messenger RNA from Propithecus coquereli (Coquerel's sifaka), 2763 nucleotides. It is a transcript of the gene TMEM67, whose product is annotated as transmembrane protein 67. Gene Ontology annotation, cellular component: ciliary transition zone; MKS complex. The record is from RefSeq and is a predicted model, not a curated record. Lineage: Eukaryota; Metazoa; Chordata; Mammalia; Primates; Indriidae. Gene Ontology annotation, biological process: cilium assembly. The transcript has 26 exons. Bases 1 to 2763 code for a protein of 920 amino acids.